CAAGAACAGAGGGAGAGGAUGGUGGACAGUGGGGCUUCCGAGUUGCUGGAUCGUGGAUGAGUCAACUCGGACGGCAUCAAUAACUGAAACUUGUGUGGCUCGGCUCCCGUUGUCAGUUUGAUGAUCUUUUCCCGCUCUCCCGCUGCCAAAUUUAGCCGCCGUCGCUGGUCCGGUGCGUUCCAAAUUCACCACCGUCUGCCUUAUCGUCUCCAUCGAUGCCAAUGCUUCCUUAUUUCCAUCCACCAUGAACCAGUCCCCAUAUUUAUCCCGCCCGUUGAGCUCAUUCUCUGUUACUACAGUUCCUUUUGCCCUAACAUGGAGCGUCUCCAAUCUCUCGGGGUUUCGCUCUCCUCGCCGGCAACACAGUCACCGCUCUCUGUUCCGCACCGCCAGGUGUGUUAACGCUGACAUUUCUGUGGCCCAGCGCGGGAAAUCUCAUGUGAUCGCAUCCAAGACGAAGGGAAAGAGGAACUGGAGACAUUGGAGGAAAAUAUAGAGAAGUUAUAUACUUGGUCGUGUAUCGGUGCAGGUUUCUGGCGAUUCUUGCUGUCUUCAUUUCCUUGAUUGGAUCAUUUUUAUGCUUCAUCAAGGGUUGCACAUAUGUUGGAUCGGCGUUUCUGCAAUAUUUUGCCACUCGUGGAAAAGUGAUCAUAUUUCUGGUAGGGGCCAUAGAUGUCUAUCUCUUGGGUACGGUGAUGCUAGUUUUGGAAUGGGUCUCUAUGAGCUCUUUAUCAGCAAUCUCAGCCCUUCAAAGUCGUCGCCAGGGGAAAGAAUAGCAGAUCGGCCAAAUCUGUUUGGCCUUUUCACCUUGAAGGAGCGACCUAGAUGGCUAGAAGUGAAGACUGAGAAGGAGCUGAAAACCAAGCUCGGCCACGUGAUAGUGAUGCUCCUUCUGAUUGGGUUUUUUCGAGAAGAGUAAGACGGAUUCCAUAUACUCCGCUCUUGAUCUGCUAUACUUUGCAGCUUCUGUGCUUCUAUGAUUCUGGUUGCCUUUUCUUGUUAUCCAAGCUUAGCGACUCAAAACAUUUCCUUAACUAAUGAACCGAUGAAAGAGUGCUUCAAAAGGAUGCAAGUCAUAGCUGCACAUAUGUAGAUUUUCAUGAAUGUAAUGUGUACAUGAAUUAAAUGAAUUUCGCGGCAUUGUGUUCCUUCGCAUUGCCACGCACUGCACGGAGGAUCAUCGAUCAGGCUUCACGCUGGAAGGCGUUGUGGUUGUGGAGAUGGAAGGCAAAGAGACGCAUGGAUCCGUCGGCGGUGCAAGCACAUCGUCCUCCUCUUCCGCCACUAAAAAACAAUCGAAAAGGCCCAAAUAUUCAAGAUUCUCGCAGCAAGAACUUCCGGCCUGCAAAUUCAUUGUAACGCCAACCGUGGUAAUCUCAACGUUUGUUGCAAUUGCAAUUGUGUUCAUCCCACUUGGCCUUGCUUCCCUGUUUGCAUCAGACAAUGUGGUGGAGAUUGUGCAUAGGUACGACGAUCUGUGCCUUCCUGAGAGCUCCACGGCUGUACAACACAUACAGAGCAAAGACUCCAACAAAACUUGUGCUGCGAAAUUGGCUGUCUCCAAGGCAAUGAAGGGUCCAAUCUUCAUAUACUAUCAACUCGACAAUUUCUACCAGAACCACCGUCGGUAUGUAAAAAGUCGCAGUGACAAACAGUUAAAGUACAAAGCGGAUGCAGAUGACACCGACAGUUGCUCCCCUGAGGCCACCACUGACAAGGGCCCGAUCGUUCCUUGUGGCCUUGUUGCCUGGAGCCUGUUCAACGACACAUAUAAAUUUGUAGUUCAGAAUAAGGUUGUAGAUGUCAACAAGAAGAACAUCGCUUGGGAGAGCGACAGAAAUCAUAAGUUCGGUUCUGAUGUGUACCCUCAGAAUUUCCAGAGUGGCGGUCUCAUUGGAGGUGCAAAGUUAGAGACAAGCAAACCACUGAGCGAGCAAGAGGACUUGAUCGUGUGGAUGCGAACUGCAGCACUGCCAACAUUCAGGAAACUGUAUGGAAGAAUCGAGGGCGACCUUCAAGUGAAUGAUAACAUCGAAGUCGUGGUGGAGAAUAACUACAACACAUACAGCUUUGGAGGGAAGAAGUGGCUGAUCCUUUCGACGACGAGCUGGAUAGGUGGGAAGAAUGAGUUCAUUGGGAUUGCAUACUUGACCAUUGGUGGCUUGUGCUUGUUCUUGGCAAUCACCUUCAUUCUCAUCUAUGUGCUCAGACCCAGGCAGCUUGGAGAUCCAUCUUACUUGUCAUGGAAUAAGCAAUCUCCAAUGCCAUGAGUUACUAAUUGGUAGAAAAUGGGAUUCCGACGAGCAGCCUCUUAAUUUCCUCAUCGGUGUUUUCGUAAACAUCAAUCCUUCUCAAUGGUGAUUCCUAAUUAAUGCCGCCUGAAGAAUCAAAUAAAAUGCGCCUUUUGUUGUAAAGUGCAAGAACUACAGAAGAGAAGAGAUUAAUAGACAUGUUUCUGAGAUAUAGUCUACUUAAUUAGUGGGUCUUGAUUAACCCUCCUGCGGAAUCGAUUGUGAAUUAGUUUAACUCUAAUCUUCUCUUUUUCCCUCCACCAUAUGGGUUUAUGAAAAG
This is a messenger RNA of Linum tenue, 2571 nucleotides long. NCBI's taxonomy places the organism in Eukaryota, Viridiplantae, Streptophyta, Magnoliopsida, Malpighiales, Linaceae. The record is from the annotation of a GenBank genome assembly.